Messenger RNA from Gossypium raimondii (Peruvian cotton), 3325 nucleotides. RefSeq names its product serine/threonine-protein phosphatase BSL1. The transcript has 21 exons. The record is from RefSeq and is a predicted model, not a curated record. Lineage: Eukaryota; Viridiplantae; Streptophyta; Magnoliopsida; Malvales; Malvaceae. Bases 239 to 2902 code for a protein of 887 amino acids. Gene Ontology annotation, biological process: brassinosteroid mediated signaling pathway. Gene Ontology annotation, molecular function: phosphoprotein phosphatase activity; protein binding.
ACUUUCAACAUGUAUGAACAGUGAUCUCAUUUCUUAAAACCCCACAAAGAAAGUGGAAUGAAAAAAAAGUGAUGGUCCCAACCAAAAUCUGGGUCCCCAUCAUUGAGCUCCCGAUCUUGGGUUUUGUUUUGGUUGAAACUUAAAUGAGGUUAUUGUGAGAGAAGAUCAGGAUUUGAAGGUUUGGGUUUUGAUUUUUGUUUGUGAAGGGAUUUUGGGUUUCUUCUUCUUCUUUUUAGGGAUGGGUUCGAAACUGUUGUUGUAUCCGGCUCCGACUUACCGGACUUUGGAGACUUAUUGGGAUUCCGAUGAGGAUGCACCUGGUCCACGAUGUGGUCACACUCUUACCGCCGUCGCUGCCACUAAGACGCAUGGUCCUCGACUUAUUCUCUUCGGUGGUGCCACCGCCAUCGAGGGUGGUGCUGCCUCUUCUGCUCCUGGAAUCAGAUUAGCUGGUGUUACCAAUUCAGUUCAUUCAUACGAUGUUCUUACCAGAAAGUGGACUAGAAUCAGACCAGCUGGAGAGCCGCCUUCACCUAGGGCUGCUCACGCUGCAGCCGCGGUUGGCACCAUGGUUGUGUUUCAGGGUGGAAUAGGACCAGCUGGUCAUUCUACUGAUGAUCUUUACGUGCUUGAUCUGACCAAUGAUAAGUUUAAAUGGCAUCGAGUUGUUGUGCAAGGGCAGGGACCCGGACCUCGCUAUGGCCAUGUUAUGGAUUUGGUUGCACAGAGAUAUCUUGUCACUGUAAGCGGCAACGAUGGAAAACGAGUUCUUUCAGAUGCAUGGGCCUUGGAUACUGGCCAGAAACCAUAUGUAUGGCAGAGACUAAACCCUGAAGGCGAUAGGCCUUCUGCUAGAAUGUAUGCGACUGCUAGUGCCCGCUCGGAUGGCAUGUUUUUGCUUUGUGGUGGAAGAGAUUCCUCUGGGGCGCCUCUAGCAGAUGCAUACGGUCUGCUUAUGCAUAGAAAUGGUCAAUGGGAAUGGACUCUUGCACCCGGAGUUUCCCCUUCACCAAGGUAUCAGCAUGCUGCGGUUUUUGUUGGUGCACGGUUGCAUGUUACUGGAGGUACUCUUAGAGGAGGACGAGCAAUAGAAGGUGAAGCAACUGUUGCAGUACUGGAUACUGCUGCUGGAGUAUGGUUGGACAGGAAUGGGCUUGUGACUUCCUCACGGAACACUAAGGGACAUGUUGAAUACGAUCCAUCUUUGGAACUUAUGCGCCGUUGUCGCCAUGCAUCUGCAUCUGUUGGUGUUCGUAUAUAUAUUUAUGGUGGUCUUAGAGGAGAUAUGCUAUUAGAUGAUUUCCUAGUUGCAGAAAAUUCGCCGUUCCAAUCUGACAUGAGUUCUCCUAUAUUAUCCCCUGAUCGAGCCUCGAGUGUGUCGAGCCCCAGAUUUAAUCAGCCUAACUUAAGCUCAUUUGGAACAUCACCAACUUCAGAUGAUGGUCAAGAGUUCUCAUCUUCUGGGAGCAUGAGUAUGGACAAAAAUUCGAUGGAGAAACUGAGGGAGGCUUCUGCUGCUGAAGCUGAGGCGGCAAGCGCUGUAUGGCAAGCUGCACAGGCUGCAUCUGCUGUUCCAGCUGAAGAAACAUCUGUAUCUGAUGACAACUCACCUGCUGCUGAAACAGCGUCAGAUGGUAGUGAUAAUGAGGGUGAUGUUCGCCUGCAUCCUCGAGCUGUCGUGGUAGCUAAAGAGGCUGUUGGUAACCUAGGUGGGAUGGUUAGGCAACUAUCUUUGGACCAGUUUGAAAACGAGAGCCGAAGGAUGAUUCCCUCAAAUAAUGACUUGUCCUACCCUACCAAAAAGUUUGCUAGACAGAGGUCUCCGCAAGGCUUGCAUAAAAAGGUCAUUUCUACAUUGCUUAGGCCCCGUAACUGGAAAGCUCCGGUAAAUAGGAGGUUUUUCUUGGAUUCUUAUGAAGUGGGUGAGCUCUGCUAUGCUGCCGAACAGCUAUUUAUGCAAGAACCCACCGUCCUUCAGUUGAAAGCUCCGGUAAAAGUAUUUGGUGAUCUUCAUGGACAGUUUGGUGAUUUAAUGCGGCUAUUUGACGAGUAUGGAUUUCCUUCAACCGCAGGAGAUAUUACGUACAUCGAUUAUCUGUUUCUAGGAGAUUAUGUCGAUCGAGGACAGCACAGCUUGGAGACAAUUACAUUGCUCCUUGCUCUUAAGAUUGAGUAUCCUGAAAACGUUCACUUGAUUCGUGGAAAUCAUGAGGCUGCUGACAUAAAUGCACUCUUCGGUUUUCGUAUUGAAUGCAUCGAGCGAAUGGGGGAGAACGAUGGUAUAUGGGCAUGGACACGGUUCAAUCAAUUAUUCAAUUAUCUUCCACUUGCUGCUCUUAUCGAAAAGAAAAUUAUCUGCAUGCACGGUGGCAUAGGAAGAUCUAUACAUUCGGUCGAACAAAUAGAGAAACUCGAGCGACCGAUAACAAUGGAUGCAGGAUCUAUUAUUUUAAUGGACCUGUUAUGGUCCGAUCCAACAGAAAACGAUAGCAUAGAAGGUUUGAGACCUAAUGCUCGAGGUCCCGGUCUUGUCACUUUUGGGCCGGAUCGUGUGACGGACUUCUGUAAGAAAAACAAGCUACAGCUUAUUAUAAGGGCACACGAAUGUGUAAUGGACGGGUUCGAACGAUUCGCUCAGGGUCAAUUGAUUACUCUUUUUUCUGCAACAAACUAUUGUGGUACUGCAAACAAUGCUGGAGCCAUAUUAGUCGUUGGUAGAGGACUGGUUAUCGUCCCGAAGUUAAUACAUCCCUUACCACCUCCCAUUCAGUCUCCAGAAACAUCGCCGGAGCGUGUUGGAGACGACACAUGGAUGCAGGAACUAAACAUCCAAAGACCACCAACACCAACUCGUGGUCGCCCUCAACCCGACCAUGACCGGAGCUCACUUGCAUAUAUAUGAACACGAUGUUACAAAUUCAAGGACUUAAAACCUUUUUUCUAAUUGACAAAUCUCCGUGUACGUAUUAUUGCUCGUGUAGUUUCUCGAAGAUGGAAGCCAUUGUUUAUUGUAUGCAUGGCUAUGGAGUUUGAAGAUCAGUAUUUAACCAGUGAAAUUCAACAGAUGCAUAUAGUUUUGUUAGUUAUUUGAAGAGGGAUUUUAUAGGAUAAUUUAUAGUGAUUUGGGUCAACUUAAAUUUUUUGUUUUCUUUUUCAUCAGUGCAUUGUGGCAUUAAUGGUGAUACAUCUAGGUUUUAUAUGAAGAAAUAUAUAUUUUUUCUUUGUACUUUGGAUUUAAUAUUUAAGGCACUGUCUUUAUAAAGUAUAAAGAUAGUAUUGCGCUUUCAAGUUUAUUAUAUAUUCAUAAGCUCAAGGUUGGUGUAAA